Oryzias melastigma (Indian medaka) is the source of this 2245-nucleotide messenger RNA. Its product is annotated as gastrula zinc finger protein XlCGF8.2DB-like. NCBI's taxonomy places the organism in Eukaryota, Metazoa, Chordata, Actinopteri, Beloniformes, Adrianichthyidae. Gene Ontology annotation, molecular function: DNA-binding transcription activator activity, RNA polymerase II-specific; RNA polymerase II cis-regulatory region sequence-specific DNA binding. Gene Ontology annotation, cellular component: nucleus. The record is from RefSeq and is a predicted model, not a curated record. Gene Ontology annotation, biological process: regulation of transcription by RNA polymerase II. Bases 301 to 1347 code for a protein of 348 amino acids. The transcript has a single exon.
GUGACUCUGAUGUUAGAAAAAAGUUCAAGAAAGCAACUUCGGUUAAGAAAACCAAGCAAUCCCCUAAAGAAAAGAGACUUUCCCAUAUCAAGUCUGGUAAAGGAAUAAGAACUGCUCAUAAUAUGUCUGCCCACAUGAAAACUAAGUCUGAUGAAGGACCUUAUGUCUGUGAAGAAUGUGGUAAAAUGUUUGGCUCCUGGUUCAAAUUAAGAACUCACAUUACAACUCACACGAGAGAAGUCUUUUACGUGUAAAGAAUGUGAUAAACAUUUUAGCCUUUUAUCUUAUCUCAAAACACACAUGAGAACUCACAGGGGAGAGAAACCUCUUUGUGGUAAAGAAUGUGAUAGGAGUACUAAUCAAAGAACUUCCCUUAAAGCACACGUGAGAACUCGUAUAGAAGAGAAGCUUUUAAUGUGUAAAGAAUGUGACAGAAGUUUUAGUCGAGUUUCUAAUCUCAAAUCACACAUGAUAACUCAUACUGGAGAGAAGCCUUUUACAUGUAAAGAAUGUGACAGAAGUUUUAGUCGAAUUUAUACUCUCAAACAACACAUGAGAACUCAUACAGGAGAGAAGCCUUUUACGUGUAAAGAAUGUGACAGAAGUUUUAGUCGAAUAUCUACUCUCAAAACACACAUUAGAACUCAUACCGGAGAGAAGCCUUUCACAUGCAAAAAAUGUGACAGAAGUUUUAGUCAAAUAUCUAGUCUCAGAAAACACAUGAGAACUCAUACAGGAGAGAAGCCUUUUACGUGUAAAGAAUGUGACAGAAGUUUUAGUCUGAUAUCUAGUCUCAAAACACACAUGAGAACUCAUACAGGAGAGAAGCCUUUCACAUGCAAAGAAUGUGACAGAAGUUUUAGUCAAAUAUCUAGUCUCAAAACACACAUGAGAACUCAUACAGGAGAGAAGCCUUUUACGUGUAAAGAAUGUGAUAUGGGUUUUUGUCAAUUAUCUCAUCUUAAAUCACACAUUAGAACUCACACAGGAGAGAAGCCCUUUUCUUGUAAAGAGUGUCCAAAACAUUUUAGUCAUAUGCAUAGUCUCAAAAUACACAUGAGAACUCAUACACGAGAGAAGCCUUUUUCUUGUAAAGAAUGUGACAGGUGUUAUAGUCAAACAAACAGUCUCCAAGCACACAUGAGAACUCACACAGGAGAGAGACCUUUUCCUUGUACAGAAUGUGAUAGAAGUUUCAGGCAGAUGGCUAAUCUCAAAAUACACAUAAGAACUCAUACAGGAGAGAAGCCUUUUACAUGUAAAGCAUGUAACAGAAGUUUUAGUAAAAAAACUACUCUCAAAAGACACAUGAGAACUCAUUCAAUGGAGUUAAAAUUUGCUACUUAAAAAAAAACAAAGGAAAAUUUACAGCAGGCAUCAGGAAGUGAAGAAAGUAAGUUUAUAUAGAAAAAUUAAAAUUUUGUUGAAAAUUAUUCUAUUCCUUUUCUAAGAGAAUGAGUGCACUAAAGAUUUUAGACAUGUAACCCAUUUUUUGGUGAUGUUAUUUAAGAGGGUAUGAAACCCCCAGGUUUUCCUUCUCAGAAAAUUAGAAUUUAAAAUGUGAAUAAAUGUUCAAAACUCCAGAGGGCCCACGCAAAUCUGCUAAAUAACUCCCAACAGUUGCAGAGCCUUAAAAGAGCUUUUAAGUGCAUAAUAAUAUUUCCUCACACAAAAAAAAAAACUAGCAAAGCGGUAUUUUGUUCCAUUCAUCUCUGAGCAAUGCUCUCCAACCUUGCUCUGUGAGUACCAGCCCAAACCCUGAGAACGACUGGGUCUUCAUAUUCAUACGUAUGAAUGAAUGUGGGGGAACAGCCCCUUCCUGGAAGUGUGUGCUCCCAGCACCCCCUCAGGCUAAACACCUUUAAAACUUCUGGAAUUCAGAAGAAGGAAAGGAGCUUGCAGAAAUACAGCUUCCCCCCCUUAUUCCCUGGGGUUAGGGACAGAGACGUCUGCGAUUGAGAGGGAGGGGGAGUUGCCGUUUUCUUCAUAUCCAUUCCCCUCUGGGGAAAUUCCUACUGCAUCUUUGGGAAAAAAAGUUACAUAGAAGCGUCUUGAGUCGUCUGAGUUUUUGUGAUGAACUGGAGAAGUCGCAUGAUGGAAACAUUUCAUGAAUACGUGAAUUGGUGAGUACUGAAAAGUGAAUAAGCAGGGGAACCCUGUAACUCAUUUGAAUUUUUAGAUUUAGAUUUAUUUCAACCAUGUAAAGAAAAAAAAAACAAAAGCAUAAAACACAGUAAAAAAAAAA